AUGCAUUGCCUCGUUGGAGUGUUCUGCCUUCUUGCGCCAGCGCUGGCAUCAGCAUUUUCUCCAGCCUCACCUCCGGUAAUCCAUGAGGAUGGUGGCCCUGUGGAUAAAGCUCUAGCAACUGACAAGUCAUUCGACACGAUCACGCUGCAGCUGCCUAAUGAUUACGGACUACCUAAUGACGGAGUAAAACCAAUAUGGAAAUUCCAAGUCAAGGUUCUCAAUUCCACCGAGCCGUGUGGCUAUGGGAAUAUUACCAUCAAUGGGCAGACUCUCGAACAGACACCCAAUGGCAAGGUCAUGACUGGCAAGGGGAACUUCCAGACCCCUCUGAUGGGCGUUGCCCCGGCAUCAUGGACUUUCAAUUGCAUUGAGCUCGCUGGCGGACAUCAAUAUCAGCGGCUGAGUUUUGUCGUCCAUUCUCUAGACGGAAAGGCAGUGAGAGGCAUCGGGAUCAACGCCAUCUUCACGCAAACCGCCCCCGCUGAAAUCCAUGCAAUAUCGAACGCAUCCAUGCGUCCAAAAUUUACCACCACCCGCCCCGACCCUGAAGAUCGACAUCGUAGUGCGGCAUAUCCUCCAUCUCAUAAAGAGGUCAAGGAACAUAAGAUUGCCGAGCUCCACCGGAUGCGAGCUCACCUCCGAGAACUUCAAUUACUCAUUGUUAAGAAAGAGCAAGCCCUCGCAGAGCAUAUUUGCAGGAAUUCCGACGGUAAUUGCAAUCACGGAGGCUUCAAAAAGAGUAUUUGGGCAACUGCUACCGGCAAAGUGCGCAAAGUUACCCAUAAUCUCUUUGGCGAAGCUGGAGGCAGCCAGCAGGAUCGUUUCCCCCAACCACCAUCUUGGCAUCCCCACCCGCCAAAGAAUACAUUUCACUGGCGCGGGGCUGGAAGUCUUACCUAUGGCCCUCCAGAACAUGGCGAGGAUAAACACCCCAAAUUGCCGCCGCUCUCCACGCCCUGGAAGUCGGCUUUCAGGAAACCUUAUGAUCGACGACCACAAUCUGUCCCCCAUGCUAUAAAAGAUAGCCCUCAGCAUCCGCCACAAAGCGGGCUAGUGCCGCCUCAUGGUCUUCCCGACCACGACCGAAAUCAUGAUGAAAGUCGCCUUGAGCCACCGCCUGUACGAUUAUUUUCUUCUGAAUCAAAUGAUCGCCCUCGUCCGGUACACUGGCAUAAGCCGGGCCAUACGUCUCCAACCCCAGACUCUGAUCAUAAACAGACACCCCGUAAAGGAUUCGGCUUUUGGGACCCCAUAAAGGUUGCCAAGGUUGCAGUCUUCAUUUACCUUCUUGCUUGCGUACUCGCCGUUCUCCAGAGACGUAAAUAUCUCCGCAACAUGCGCGAAGCUUCUCAGUCACAUAUAGAACAACUUGAAAGCCACACAUCGAUGAAGCUAAUGCUCUGCAGAUUACAAGCUCGCUUAUCAGGGAGAACAUCUAAUAUUACAUCCGAUGAGAAACGUGAGGCAUUAGUAACUGAUAUGGAGAGCGCGAUGAUGGAGGAGAUCACGCAACUACGCAAUGCUGCCAACGUCGUUGGGGAUAUAGUUACCAAAGAAGAUGAGCGAUCUCAAGUUAGAGAUAAGGCCGAAAUGCCCGCCUAUGAAUAUAGCGAGGCAUGCAAGAACAGCGCCAUUGCAUGA
This is a messenger RNA of Venustampulla echinocandica, 1641 nucleotides long. RefSeq lists its product as uncharacterized. Bases 1 to 1641 code for a protein of 546 amino acids. Lineage: Eukaryota; Fungi; Ascomycota; Leotiomycetes; Helotiales; Pleuroascaceae. The record is from RefSeq and is a predicted model, not a curated record. The transcript has 3 exons.